Didymodactylos carnosus is the source of this 431-nucleotide messenger RNA. The record is from the annotation of a GenBank genome assembly. Lineage: Eukaryota; Metazoa; Rotifera; Eurotatoria; Philodinida; Philodinidae.
GGCGCCAAAAACCUUCCAAAAAAAUUUUGAAAAACUAAGUGGUACAAAAUGUUUCAAAUAAUCCCCUGACAUGUUUCUGAUAGAAAAAAUGCAAUUCCAUUGGGUGCGGGAAACCUACCUUAUCCGCUCUCCUCCUUUAGUGUUAUUUCUAUCCAUAAUAACAAGAAGAGGAUGAAAAAUGUAUAUCUAUUUGUGUAAGCUCGUGUGGUACAAUGGCGUAGGUAGAAGAUUAUUGACCUCUAGGUACAAAGUUCGACUCUCUGCACGAGUUGUGUUUCUUGCUUCCUUUUUUUCACCUCGAUUUACAACUAAUUAUAACGCUUUUUAUAUCUAGCGAUUCUUUUUUUUAAACAGCUAGACGAACCGUACGCUUGAUCGAUGCAUCGGAUAUUGCAUCGUGUAAUCGAGUAAAACCCGAUGCAUGUAGAUAA